Messenger RNA from Neurospora tetraspora, 914 nucleotides. RefSeq names its product NUDIX hydrolase domain-like protein. The transcript has a single exon. The record is from RefSeq and is a predicted model, not a curated record. Bases 232 to 789 code for a protein of 185 amino acids. NCBI's taxonomy places the organism in Eukaryota, Fungi, Ascomycota, Sordariomycetes, Sordariales, Sordariaceae. Gene Ontology annotation, molecular function: hydrolase activity.
CAAGAUAUCACCGAAGGCGGCAGCAAAAGUCAAAAGCUGGGAACAUCUGGGGAGGCACAAGGACCAACAGAAAACCUUGACGCCAACCUUCAGUUCUUUCCCAUUCAGCUCAGCGGUAUCCCGUCAACUUCUUUAUUGCGUUUUAGCGGCAAAUAAUUUCGCAACCAACAAACCGGGACUACAAUCAACACUCAUCUCCUCAAAGCCGUGUGCGGAAUCACAAACCUCGCCAUGACUCUCCACCAGUUCGGCGUCUCGCUUGAGACGUACCUCAUGACCAACCCCACAAUCAAGGGUGUGAUUGUCAGCGCCGUAGUCCUCCACCACGACCAAAUCCUCUUGAUUCAGCGCGCGGCAACCGAUGGCUUCCCCAACAUGUGGGAAACUCCCGGCGGCGGAGUUGACCUCGGAGAUGAGACGCUCUCUCACGCCCUGACACGUGAACUACUCGAAGAGACAGGCCUUGUCCUCAAAGAUGUCAUGGGACUUCUCGACCAACUCGAGUUCGAAGGAGCAUCAGGCGAAGGGCGAUAUCGGAAACUCACGUUCCUUGUCUCUGUCGAGGAUGCAGACGGUCAGCAUGAAGACCCCCAAGUUGUUCUCAAUCCGAUGGAACACCAGGAUUUCAUGUGGGUCUCAAAGGAUGACCUCCGCACCGGGUUUUGCGGGCAAAGGGAGAUCAAGUUCGCAUAUCCUGGACAACGGGAAACACUCUUUGCCGCCUUCCGAGCCGAUACAAAGACGCCGGGUGGGACAAAAGGGGUCAACGGUGCUGAAGAAGCGGCAUGAACGGGAUAGGAGCGGCAGACGAACAGUGCCGGCCUCGGGGACAAGGGCGACACUCGGACAAUGAUUGGGCCACAGACCAUGUGCACGGCCGGAACCCCCAGUUGGAGACUCGGGAACCCGUCAAC